Urocitellus parryii (Arctic ground squirrel) is the source of this 1206-nucleotide messenger RNA. The record is from RefSeq and is a predicted model, not a curated record. Lineage: Eukaryota; Metazoa; Chordata; Mammalia; Rodentia; Sciuridae.
GGACGGACUGACUGGCGGAGAGGACCCUCCCCGUGUCCCCGCGCCAUGGCCGAGAGGAAGCAGUCUGGGAAGGCGGCAGAGGACGAAGAGGUCCCUGCCUUCUUUAAAAACCUGGGCUCGGGCAGCCCCAAGCCCCGGCAGAAAUUCUGUGGCAUGUUCUGCCCGGUGGAAGGGUCCUCGGAGAACAAGACCAUCGAUUUCGACUCGUUGUCGGUGGGCCGGGGCUCGGGGCAGGUGGUGGCUCAGCAGCGGGACGUCGCCCACUUGGGCCCGGACCCGCAGCCGCCCUACUCCCGCCAGGGCCGGCGUGCCGGCGGGGAGCCAUCUGUUGAAUCGGGCCGGAAGGUGGAGAUCCGGCGGACCUCGGGCAAGGAGGCUCUGCAGAACCUCAACGACCAGAGUGAUCGUCUUCUGAUCAAAGGAGGUAAAAUUGUUAAUGAUGAUCAGUCGUUCUAUGCAGACAUAUACAUGGAAGAUGGGUUGAUCAAGCAAAUAGGAGAAAACCUGAUCGUGCCAGGAGGGGUGAAGACCAUCGAAGCGCAUUCCAGAAUGGUGAUUCCUGGAGGAAUUGAUGUCCACACUCGUUUCCAGAUGCCUGACCAGGGAAUGACCUCUGCCGAUGACUUCUUUCAGGGCACCAAGGCGGCCCUGGCCGGGGGGACCACCAUGAUCAACGCCGAGGGGCCCUGUUACUUGAGAGGCCCCCGCCUCUCCUGCAUUCCUGCAUGUGCCUCUUCAGCCCUUGCACUUGGCCGUGCUUUGGCCCCUUGCUCUGUUUCRUUUCCCUUCCUGCCUGCCUUCCCCCGCCACAGGGGCACAUCCCUUUUGGCUGCCCCCCAGCUCUUUGUGGCCUUCUCCCCAGUGGCUGUGGGCUUCUUUCCAUUCAUCCAGGUGGGUUCCUUCUGGGCAGUAAUGAGAGGCAUCUCAUUCCAGGGCGCCCGGAACAGUCGGCAGAUGGCCCCAUGGGCAGAUGGUCAGGGGCGCGAGCAGUCCAACCGGCUGCUGGGCCUGCUUGCCGGGAAUGCGAAGGCGUUGAACUCAUGGCUCCAGGAUCAGUCCACAGACCCUAGAGGUUCCAUGUCUGACUGCCAUGGCUUUACCCAUGAGGAACAUGAAGCCAAAUGUUCCCAGUUUGAAAAAGGUGACAUGUCAGCAGCAGAAAAUAAUAUUAUGGCCAUCAAACAGAGCCUGCCACGGAGCUGCCCA